Molecule: messenger RNA, 2385 nt
Organism: Talaromyces rugulosus
Lineage: Eukaryota; Fungi; Ascomycota; Eurotiomycetes; Eurotiales; Trichocomaceae
Exons: 2
Coding region: 1-2385 (794 amino acids)
Biological process (GO): molybdopterin cofactor metabolic process
Molecular function (GO): molybdenum cofactor sulfurtransferase activity
Source: RefSeq, a predicted model, not a curated record
AUGUACAAUGUCGAUAAAAUCCGCAGGAAAGAGUAUUCACACUUGAAUAAAACAAGUUAUCUUGACUAUGGCGGAACGACUCCAUACGCCAAAUCGCUAGUUGAUGAAUCAGCACGGUUAUGGAAAUCUGCCUUAUUUGGAAAUCCCCAUUCACAUUCUGCAUCUUCCUUGCUUGCAACAGAAUAUGUCGACCGGGCACGAAGUCACGCUCUGCAGUUCUUCCGUGCAGAUCCCAAGCAUUUUGAUAUCGUUUUUGUGGCUAAUGCAACUGCGGCAAUAAAGUUGGUAGGAUAUUGUUUUCAAGGAAAGGGUUUCUGGUACGGAUAUCAUCGUGAUUCGCAUACUAGCAUGGUCGGUAUCAGAGAAAUUGCCAGCAGUGGGUUCCAUUGCUUUAACUCUGAUGAUGAAUUGGAGAAAUGGGUCGACUCACAAAAAGAUGACAUUCCACUCUUACCAGUUGACGGUAGCGGAAUGCAUCACCCGGCAAAGAAUAAUGGCUCUCCUAAACUGAUCGGAUACCCGGCACAGUCCAAUAUGAACGGACAUCGGACGCCAACGCAUUGGGCUGCUCGAAUUCGUGAGGUAGCUCGCUCAGGCGACAUAGAGGUAUAUACCCUUCUCGAUGCCGCUGCAUAUUGCUCUUCGGCCCAGCUAGAUCUAUCCGAUCCAGAUGCUGCGCCAGACUUCAUUAGUUUGAGCUUCUACAAGAUUUUCGGUAUGCCUGACCUUGGGGCGUUGAUUGUUCGCAAAACCUCAAGCGCCAUCCUAAAGUCUCGACGGUACUUUGGUGGUGGCACUGUAGACAUGGUUCUCCCAUACGACAGCUUCCAUGCCAUAAAGACCGAAAGCAUACACGAAGUCCUCGAGGAGGGCACUUUGCCAUUUCAUAGUCUCAUAAUGCUUGAUUUAGCAAUCACACUGCAUAAACGCCUAUUUCGCUCAAUGGACGCCGUCUCCAAGCACAGUUCGCAAUUAGCACUCAGCUUACACAAAGGCAUGUCAGGGCUGCGCCAUGCAAAUGGUCAGUCGGUUUGUGAGAUAUAUCAGGACUCGAACAGCACGUAUGGCAAUAGCAUUACACAAGGACCAACGAUUGCUUUCAACAUCCGUAUGGCAAACGGCGCCAUCGUACACCAUGACCACGUGGGGGCGCUUGCCAGUGCGUGCAACAUUCAGAUUCGCACAGGUGGUGUGUGUAACCCAGGAGGGAUCGCGGGACAUCUACGUCUUGCUAGCUGGGAGAUGCGCCGCAAUUACUGUGAAGGCUUUCGUUGCGGAGAACCGUUCAAAGUCCGGACCGGGAAGCCUACCGGUAUUGUUCGUGCCAGUCUUGGUGGAAUGUCGAGUCAAAAAGACGUAGAUACAUUUCUUGCAUUUCUUCAACAUUUUUUUGUGGACGACCAAGAGCAAAAUAUGCAAGCCCAGAAACCCUUCAAAGGGCACCAGCAACCCUGGAUAGCAAAGCAGAUACAGGUAUUUCCGGUUCGGCAUUGCUCAGGGUGGAAGCUACCUGCGAACCAGCCGUGGGAGAUAGAACCCGCUCGUCUGGCUAUGGAUGGGGAUUGGUGCCUGGUUGAUCUUCGAAAUGCAAAGGUUCUGGACGAUCCUUCUGCUACCAAGCGUUUAUCUGUUGAUCUAGAUAUAAAGCUGGGCAAGCUACUACUACAAGGGAUUGUGCAUGGAAUCAGUUCUCACAUCAGCGUUGACCUUUGGGGACUACCAAAGGGGGACUGGCUAGCCGAUUCGCUUGAGCAAUUGCCUUCUAGUAAAUAUCGCCUCGCCCGCAAAUUCACGUCUGGAGACGUUGAAGAGCUCAUCACAGCCGUGGUGGGUUAUCCAGCCACCCUGGCUCGUUUCUUUGAAUUUCCGAAGGAUCUCCCGAUUGAUCUUUCACUUGAAAAGCGUCCCAUUCGACGAGCCGCACAAGGAAUCAAGGUCCAAUUUUCAGAGGAUAUGCGACGCACAGAUGUGCACAUUGUCUUAAGUCCGAGAGGCAGAAAACGGAUUCAUUGUCAUAAGUAUCCUCGUAGUUUGCGAUUCGGGAGCCAGACCCUCAUUUAUGCGAAUUCGAUAGAGGAAAAUCUUCAGGAUCGGAACCUUGGGGUGGUCGGCCGGUACUUCCGUCGUUCAGAUGACACGGAGACGAUUGUGUCUCAAAACACCUCGAUCCGAUCCAGGGACUUUGUCCUAGCAUCAUGGCUUGAUCAGGUGAAUAGUGAAGAGGCCAAUUUUGAAGUACUUCACUUCUGCCCUGUUGUAGGAUGUGGCGAAAAACGAGAUGAUUAUACUCGUUUGGUAGAACAUCUAACUAGCCACGCAAAGUCCUUUGUCCCACCGCACAGAAAAAAGUGGCGAGGGACAAUGAGGCAAUUGGCGUGUUUCUGA